AUGUGCUUUUCCUGCGGACGCCUCCGUUCGGUAGUCCUCACCUCCGCCUACGGGCGGAAGAACCGAACACCAAACAUUAUCUUUGCUCCCGCCUAUUUCAAGCUGACAGCCCUGACGCACUGGCGUUGCGGGAACAAUUUUCGUCUCUUGCGCAUCUCCGCGGAAACUGUGCGGGUUGGAGUCGCGCGCACUAUCUCCCACACACGACGCACACCCUAG
Messenger RNA from Rangifer tarandus platyrhynchus (Svalbard reindeer), 219 nucleotides. The record is from the annotation of a GenBank genome assembly. Lineage: Eukaryota; Metazoa; Chordata; Mammalia; Artiodactyla; Cervidae.